AUGGUGGGCUGGUUCGGGCCGCCGCACUUGACGGCGGCAAACGCGCAACCGCUGGACUACUCACAGGCGCUUGCAUUGGAGCAGAUCUACUGGAGUGGGGUGUUGAGUCCCCUGGGGGAGGAGCAGCUGGAUGGGACUGGCCAUCACUGGCACGGGCCCCCCACCCAACGAUCUUUCCCCCCUUCCCCCCUCCCCAGGACCAUCACUGUUACGCCCAUCAGUGGGUCCCUUAAAUCGCCAUCAGCGCCCGCCUCCCUCAACCCUGAUCUCCCCACCAUUCCCCGUUACCCACCCAACCAUCUUUCCUCCCUCCCCUUCCCCCCUCUCAGGGCCAUCACGGACAUGCCAAUCAGCGGGUCUCUUCUAGAUGCCAUCAGCAGCGCCCUCUCCUCCCUCACAGCUCUGGCCAUCACGGACACGCCCAUCAGCGGGUCUCUUCUAGAUGCCAUCAGCAGCGCCCUCUCCUCCGUCACAGCUCUGGCCAUCACUGACACGCCCAUCACCGGAUCUCUUCCAGACGCCUUCAGCGCGCUCUCUAACCUCUCCUCCCUCACAGCGCUGUCUUUUGAGUCGACUCGAAAGCCCCCCUCCUCCCCCCAACCCAACCACUCCCCUUCUUCCCCAAUCUCAGGGCCAUCACAGACACGCCCAUCACCGGCUCUCUUCCAGACGCCUUCAGCGCCCUCUCCUCCCUCACAGCGCUUGCCUUCUCCUCCCUCACAGCGCUGUAAGUGCCUUCCCCUCCCUCACAGCGCUGCAAGUGCCUUCUCCUCCCUCACAGCGCUCGCUGUAAGUGCCUUCCCCUCCCUCACAGCGCUGCAAGUGCCUUCUCCUCCCUCACAGCGCUUGCCUUCCCCUCCCUCACAGCGCUGUAAGUGCCUUCUCCUCCCUCACAGCGCUCACCUCACUCCCCUCAUGUCCCGCUCCCAUCCUACCCCUCUCGCCCUUCCGCCCCUCCCAUCCCUCCCCAGCACCAUCCGCAACACCACCCUAGCGGGUCCUCUCCCUUCCGCCCUCCAGUCUCUCUCUCUCCCCCCCAUUGCCUGCUGUCCUUCCCCCUUUCCUCCCCCCUCUCCCCUCCCCCUCCCUCCCUUCCUCUUGCGCUUCCCAUUCCUCCCUCCCCCCUCCCCCCAACACUAUCCGCAACACCACCCUGGCGGGUCCUCUCCCUUCUGCACUCCAGUCUCUCUCACUUCCUCCUGGGGCCUGCUCCUUUCACUCCCCUCGUUCCCCUCCCUCCCCUCCCUCCCCUCCAUCCCGUCAUCCCCCCCCCUUCCCUCCCUCCUGUCCCUCCCCUCUCCCCCUUCCCACCCCCAAGAACCUUACUUACCCCAUGACUCCCCUCCCGCUCCUCCCUCCCCUCCCCAGCACCAUCCGCAACACCACCCUGGCGGGUCCUCUCCCUUCUGCACUGCAGUCUCUCUCAGCGCUGCAAUACCUAGGGACGAGAGGAGGCCGAGCGACAGUGGAAGUGCGGUGAAUUGGGCUGGGCUGGGUCACUGGGCGUGGGUUAACAAGCAAGCAGCCCGUCCUGACUAUUUUGGCUCGCUCUCCGACCUCUUCUUCCUGGACGUGUUUUCCAAUGCCUUUGAAGGGCCCAUCCCUGACUCGCUCACUCUUCUCACCAACCUCGUCCUACUCAAGAUAGGCAACUGGCACCUCAACGGGUCCAUUCCAGGCGACAUAGGCAACUUGAAGGCGCUCACCUUCCUUGAGCUGCAAGGGGCGGAUAUGGAUGGGCCCUUCCCAGAGUCCGUCACUCAACUCACCAACCUUGAAAGCCAAUCACUGCCCCCCUCUCACUCCCUCCCUCUCCCCCCUUCCCCCUGCCUCUCCCCCCUCCAUGAGCUGCAAGGGGCGGAUAUGGAUGGGCCCUUCCCAGAGUCUGUCACUCAACUCACCAACCUGGAACUCUUCCACUUGGGUUUGACAGGCCUGCAUGGCUCGCUGCCGGAUGGAAUCGGCGAUCUGACAAAGCUGAGCAACUUGUGA
This is a messenger RNA of Closterium sp. Naga37s-1, 1992 nucleotides long. NCBI's taxonomy places the organism in Eukaryota, Viridiplantae, Streptophyta, Zygnematophyceae, Desmidiales, Closteriaceae. The record is from the annotation of a GenBank genome assembly.